AUGGCGUCUGAGGUAAUCAACUUGGAUAUGGCUUUGACAUUAAACGAUGUUAUCGGUUCUAUAGUAAUACUUAUGGUGAUUGCAACAAUUGAAGCAGCAGUGACAUUUGUUACAAGUUUCAAAUGUACAAAGCUUUACAUGAGUUGUGCUCCAGAUUCAGGCAUCACAGAUUUUGUCAAGAAAACAAUAUUCAUGGUUUUUAUGUUGUGCAACUGCCUUUCAAUGCUCACUUCUGUUUUAGCAGUAAUAAUUCUCUUUUGGGCAAAACUUUUGAGUAAUAGUUUACUGAAAGCUGUCCUCUGCCUGCAAGCCCUGUAUCUUGUAAAACUUUCUUCUGAGUAUAUGUUGAUUGCAUUUAGCCUCGGAGUUUAUGUAAUGGUGAUGGCAACAAUUGAAGCAGCAGUGACAAUUAUUAUGGGUUUCACAUGUACAGAAGUUUACAUGAGCUCUGUUACAGAUUCAGGCAUUGUCAAGAAAACAAUAUUCAUGGUGUUUCUGUUGUGCAAAUGGGUUCCAAUGCUCGCUUCUGUUGUAGCAGUAAUGGCUCUCUUUUGGGCAAAACUUCUGAAUGAUAUUACAGAGAAAGCUUCCCUCUUCGGAUAUGCCAUGAAGCUUGUGAAAGUUGCUUUUGUGUCUAUGUUGGUUGCAUUUAUCGUCGGCCUUGUGGUCAUGAUCCUUCUCCCAUGUCAUGUUCACAUAAGCCUGAUUUGA
Thlaspi arvense is the source of this 711-nucleotide messenger RNA. NCBI's taxonomy places the organism in Eukaryota, Viridiplantae, Streptophyta, Magnoliopsida, Brassicales, Brassicaceae. The record is from the annotation of a GenBank genome assembly.